UCGGCUUUAUAGAGGUUAUAAACUAGAUGUAAAUAUGGCAGCAGAGAGACAACGGAAACCCAGGUCAAGUCCUCCCCGCAGACAUUUGCAUUUCGGGACAUCAGCAGCAAGAAGUGAUGGAACAUGCACUAAAUUCGAUGGCUUUUAUCUUGAGAAUGUGUCCCUUUCUUUUAAGGGUAUUUUUCUCCCGAGAACUUAAUUAAAUAAAGUUGAAAGGCCAAUCUGAGACUAUUUUCUUUGGUGUCAUUGUCUCCUCAGUGUUAUUCCCUUCAAACAGCGUUUUACAAAUUAUUUACUCUCGGUAACACACAAUGUUCACUUUGUUGCCUAUUAUUUCUUACAAACAACCAAUCGAUUGAGGCCUGUGUAAUGUUAAAUAGGUUCGCUCUAAAUGCAGUAUAUGUAAUUCAGGACUGUGUAGCGUCUAGACCAGCUGUGAGCUUUUACAUGAAAUUAGAAGAAUUUGCUUGAUAUUUCAAGAGCAAUCACAUCAUUCCACACUGUGUAUGACCUAUUUAGUUUUAAAUGAAUGUUGCUUUCUUUACUAUUAGAUGGAUUUAUUGGUUUUUAUUCUGUGUGACCAACUUGGACUUGUUCUUAACAAAUUAGUUAACAGACUUAAGUGAUUUCACAAAAAUAUAAGACACAACUGGGUGCAUUACCAUUUAUUGGUAUUAUGUUUUUCUUUCUUUAUUUGGACAUCUGUUUGUUUAAAGGUUUAAGUUUUUGUUUUCUGCACGCCGUCAGGUAUCAAUCUUCUAACAGCACUUUUAACUCGUACCAACCUGGAAGUUUUCUUUUUGUUGACCACAUUUUAGUCUUAAACAAUUUGCCCAGCAAUUCUAAGUAAUCAGUAGUUUGUUUUAAUUCAUAAGAUAAUUUAGAAUUUCAGCCUGCUAGUUUUAAAUCAUCUCUGUGUUUAUCUGACAUAGCUUCAAAUCAGUUCCAUUAUUAUUGACGGCCAUGUUGGUGUCACUGUCCUGCUUGCGUUUUAUAAUUUCCCCCUUCCAUUUUUUUUUCUGCAAAUUUAGGUCUCCUGCUUAUGGGGAUGGCAGGGAGCCCCGUCCCCACUCUCGAUCCCCAGUUCACAGACGGGACUCUCGAGAACGUCGAGACAGCAGAGACGUGAGGGAUCGCGGUCGAGAACCUCGGGCUGGAGCUCCACGGGCCCCUGUUGAUGCACGUUUCAGAGGUGCAGAUGGAAGAGAUAAAGACCCACGAGAUGCUACUUACAGAAGUGAUGGCUAUGAUCGUGGUUAUCGCGGUGAACAUGAACCCUAUCUAAGAGGAAACCCUAAAAAAGAGGAACAGUACCCAGAACGCUUUAGGGAGCCAUUGACUGGAAGAAGAGAACCAGAAGGUGAGCGGAUACCACCGGAGGAGCAGAGGAGAAAUGAGCUGUACCGCCAGUACUAUGAAGAGCUGCAGAGACGAUAUGACGCUGAAAGACCUGUGGACUGCUCUGUCGUUGUGGUCAACAAGCUACAGAAAGAAUAUGCAGAAACAGUGGGCAGGAAGGUGCGAGAUCUGGGCAUGGUGGUGGACCUUAUCUUUCUCAACACAGAGAUGUCUUUAACUCAGGCUUUGGAGGAUCUGAGCCGGGCUCACACGCCCUUCGCCGUAGUCAUUACCCAGCAGCAUGAAGUACAUCGCUCCUGCACAGUAAACAUCCUUUUUGGCACGGCACAAGAACACAGGAACAUGCCCAUAGAGGAUGCCAUGCUCCUUGUGGCUCACAACUACGACUCCUUCAAGGUGGAAAACCGGGCCAAAGAGCGAGAUGAGAUCUCUAGAAAAGCUGCCAAGAUGGCUGAUGAUGUUUUGAUAAGGGAGCUAGACAGAGAAGAUCAUCCAGUCUCCUUACUAACUGUCGUUACUUUGCUUUCCGAGGGGAGGUUGUUAACUCAUCAAGAGUUAACAGGGCUUAUUAACUACCUGCAAGACAAGCGAGAUCGUCUGGUCCGAGGCAGCACAGACUCCCGUCUUGGGCCACGUUCAUCCUCUGCAUCAACAGCUCUUGUUCAACCCACUCAAGCCCUCACUUCUACACACUCCAUCAACACUUCCCACCUUUUGCCAGACUCCACACCCACCACCAAUCAACAGCAGGAACUCCAGGCUAAAAUACUAAGUUUGUUUAACAGUGGCACAGGUUCCUCAAUGACUCAGAGUUUAACGUCUGCCCCACAGUCUCAGGGCUAUGGAUCCACACAGACUACUAGCCUCCCAGGCUCCUCUCUAUCCAACUCGAUCUUGCCCACUCAUGAUUCUCAGAGCCUGAUGAAUUCCCAAGUGGGCGGUCAAGCCACUGGAAAUCGAAUGUCUGCACCACAGGGUCCUCGGAGAGCUUCUGGAAAUAACUUUGACCACCCCAGCUUGCAAAAAGCCAUUGACACGCUCAUCCAGAGUGGCCCGGCAAUUAGUCAACUUGUCAACUCGACUAGUCAACGAGUGGGUCAGGGGAUGAGCCAGAGUAUGGGUCAGGGAAUGAAUCAGGGAAUGGGGCAUGGGAUGAACCAGGGCAUGGGUCAAGGAAUGAGUCAGGGCAUGAACCAGGGGAGGGGUCAGGGAAUGGGACAGGGGGCAGGGCAGGGAAUGAGCCAGGGGAUGGGACAAGGAGCCGGGCAGGGAAUGAACCAAGGGAGGGGGCAAGGUUUUAGUCAAGGAAUGGGACAUGGAUUGGGGCAGGGAAUGGGUCAAGGCUAUAGUCAGGGUUUGGGUCAAGGAAUGGGCCAAACAUCCCAAUACCCUCGUCAUUAUUGAAGAGUUAAUACUAAUUAUAGUUUAACUUCUUACACACGGUUUUCCCCUCAUUUGUAAAUGUUUUAGGUUUUGUUUUUACUUUGCAUAUGUAAUGUCGUUUAUUUCCUGGACCUCCUCAAAGAUGGUUACUUAGUUUUUUUCACACUAUAAUGUUGGAUAUAAAUUGUUUAAUGGAUCUGUGAUGAUUGUUUUGAAUAGUUCUCUGAAGAUACUUCAUAAAAAAAAAUUGCCAUUUGUACAUACUGAAUCAUGAUUCAAUAAACACAU
Trichomycterus rosablanca is the source of this 3030-nucleotide messenger RNA. RefSeq names its product nuclear receptor coactivator 5 (gene ncoa5). The transcript has 9 exons. Gene Ontology annotation, cellular component: nucleoplasm. Gene Ontology annotation, biological process: regulation of signal transduction. Bases 964 to 2763 code for a protein of 599 amino acids. The record is from RefSeq and is a predicted model, not a curated record. NCBI's taxonomy places the organism in Eukaryota, Metazoa, Chordata, Actinopteri, Siluriformes, Trichomycteridae. Gene Ontology annotation, molecular function: RNA binding.